UGCACACACUCCGCCCCGGCUCGCUGCCCCCGUGUCUCGGAUGCUGCCUUUGGCAUGGUCCGGCUCCGCUAUUAACUCCGUGGCGCUCACCUUUCCGGUGGCAGACCGGUCGCAGCAUGUCCCGGGACCGCUUCGGCAUCUUCAACACCCGCCAGCUGAAGGAUGUGUUGGAGGACGAGGAGAAACUGGCCAGGAUGGUGCAGCUGAGUCCGCAGUUACAGGCACUCCAGCUGGAGCGGGAGAUGACCCUAGCCAAUAACCGGAGGAUGGCCGAGGAUAAUCUCAGCAUGCAGCCUUUGCUGGACACCGGCAAACUGCGCUUAGCCGGGAAGUACCAGGAGCUGCAGGAGGUGACUGCAGUAUACGGGGAGAAGCAGAGAAAAGUGGCCGCUUACCUGGAGAGACACAGCCCCAAGUCUGCACUGGAACUCCUGCGAAGAGACAUGGUCAAAAAGGAAGAGGAAUCUGAGGAAAUCACUGACACGUUCUUGGCUGGUAAGGUGUCAUUGGAGAGCUUCCUGCAGAAGUUCCACAGGACGAGAAAACUUUGCCACGUGAGAAAAACUCAAAUGGAGAAGCUGCAAGAGCUGAUUAAGAAGGACAAACGGAGUCAGCAGCAGGUAGUGCAACAGAGGACAGAGCAGCGAGCGGCCUCCCACAAUCUUCCUCCCAACCUGAGAAAUGGACCUGUGGGCCACAUCCUGCAUCAGCGUCAGGGCUUCAAGCCCACUGUCAUCCUGACCCCAGAGACCGCGAGUCCAUUCCCUGCACCUUCGCCUGUUCCUCAGAGCAAGAACCUGCCUCCACUCAGCUUGCGUGAGCACCAACCUGCAGCUUCACAGUCUAACACUCCAUUCACGCCCCACGCACUUCGCUCUGGCCUGCGUUUGCUUGGCCAGCUUCCUAUAUGGACCCCUAGGCCAUUUAAGAUUCAGAGGGAGUACCCGGUGCAGAAGCAACCUCCCUACCGAUAG
Messenger RNA from Pristis pectinata (smalltooth sawfish), 974 nucleotides. It is a transcript of the gene vps37d, whose product is annotated as VPS37D subunit of ESCRT-I. Lineage: Eukaryota; Metazoa; Chordata; Chondrichthyes; Rhinopristiformes; Pristidae. The coding region runs from base 117 to 974 and encodes 285 amino acids. Gene Ontology annotation, cellular component: ESCRT I complex. The record is from RefSeq and is a predicted model, not a curated record. The transcript has 4 exons. Gene Ontology annotation, biological process: ubiquitin-dependent protein catabolic process via the multivesicular body sorting pathway; protein targeting to vacuole; protein targeting to membrane.